Messenger RNA from Acanthaster planci (crown-of-thorns starfish), 3458 nucleotides. RefSeq lists its product as uncharacterized. Lineage: Eukaryota; Metazoa; Echinodermata; Asteroidea; Valvatida; Acanthasteridae. The record is from RefSeq and is a predicted model, not a curated record.
UAAACAGCUCAGUCACAAAACGGAGCAGAUGGCAGCUACAUGAAGGGAGAUACAUCUGUCCCCAGCUACCGCCAUAGCUACGAGCCCACCUCUUCCGAAAACUGGGACAUAGAAGAGAGUGAACCAAGAAGAGCGUACUGUGAAGCUGAAGAACCAGAAAAGAUCCACUCACUAGUGGGAAUGACAAAGGCCCAGAGGAGGGAAUUCAACCGCAAACUCUUGGAAGUACACAAAACCAACAAUGCAGAGAUGGGCAACGGUGAGGAACCCACAGAACCAGACUUUUGUGAGGAAGAGGUGAGACGGCCUAAGCAGCUCCCCAAAGCAGUGCCCCGCAGUUCCCUGGACCAGCAGUAUCUUCCGCCGCAAAGUGGAGCGAAGCUCCCUGUGGAAAGGGGCAUUCCACAUGGACCCAUCGGGGUGGGAAGAUCCAUGCUUAUGUCAGGCCAGAACAGCAUGCCCCGACCAGGAACAACUGUGCAGGGCCGGUCAAUCGCUGCGAACAUCUUCAACUCGAGAGAUACUGACGAGGAGUCAACCUCAGACAGACAGGAAGGAGGACCCAGACGAGCUCCCACUGUUGCUUUGGCUGCUUCAAGCAUUGCUCCCCUUGUUCACACAACCACAGUCCCCCAGAGUGAGUUCAACAAUUCCCCCCUGCCUACUAACAGCGGGCACAACCUGGCUGGGCUGGGCAGGGGGCUUGGGGUACCCCGUGGGAGCAAACGACCUGGACUAGGAAUGCCUGCCGUUGGCCUGCAGUCUAGCACCCAGACACCAGGCUACCCUUGGACCCAACCAUGACGCAAAGGAACCCUGACUAUAAGAACAAGAUCUGCUCAAAGGAGAGCUGAUUUGUGUUCUUACUUGAAGAUUUUCUCAGAGCAACAUUAAGCAGAAUGGAGUGCGGGAAGAGGUGGUCAGGAUUGACUGUUAAAAUAAGCAGGGAACAGUCGCAGUCAACCAGAGACAAAAAAGAGGAAACUAUCACAUGUGGUGUUCCUUUCUUCAAAUAUAAGAAUGGACUGAGAUGGGAGAACAGAAUCAUCCGUUGAUGUAGCAAGGGAUGUACAUUAUCUUUGAAUGGAUAUUUAUUUCAUUGUAACUGGGCAUUUCAUUGCAGAGACAGGCAUUUUCAAAGUCAGGUUUGAGGGUAAGUGCAUAUUAAAAGGAAGCUUGUUUUGGUCGUAUUUAAUUUUGACAGUCAUCGACAGCCAUUUUUAGAAUUUACUGGUGAUUUCCAGAAAGGCUUGCCUUGUCUUGUGUAGUUUAUUUCAGAUUUGUCAGAGUUAUGGAAUAUUAUAAGAGAAAUCUUCAUUUGACUUUAGGCUUGAGUGACUCGGAACUGGAUUCAACUAUGGAAUUCAGGAUAGGGAUUUCUUGAGUCGUCAGUGGUCGAGUCAUGGUUGCUGGUUAGUAGGGUUCAGUUCAAGACUGCUCAAAGCAAACUUUGUUUUGCGUGUUACGACACUUAAGGGUGUAGGUCACAUCUGUUAAUGACCCAACAUUGACAACUUUAUUCUGUCAUUUAUUUGGGACUUAAGACUUGGAGCCUGUUUUCCCAAAGAAGUUUGAAGUCAAUUUCGAAAUCUGAUUCCGAAGUAGAAUUUAAAGUGAAUUUCAAAAAAAAGGAGUCACCUAAGCCUACUUAGUAGCCAAACCAUGUCCUGUUAGCAGGACACAGAAAAUCACUAAGAAUUAUUUGCUUCCGCCAGAAUAUACAACAAUUCUCAUGUAGUCUCUCCCCUAAAUCAGUGAUCAACACUAGCAUGCUUGGUCCAUGGUCUGUAGUUAUUAUUGAUUUUUUUUUUCACUGGAGUUGAAAAAACAACCUGAGAGGAAGUUUCCCAGGGGAUUAGCUCGGACUUAUGCUAAAUGUUGAAUAAUAUAAUUUUCAGACUGUACAGGCAAUUUUGACUGUUUCAAGUUUUAUGUUUGAUUUUUAAUUGUUUUACACGCUUACAUUUAUAGCACUUUUUUGCCUUAGUUUAGCCAAUACUCACGAAACGUUAAGAUAUCAAGUCUGUCAUUUAAAAGGUGGGCUACGAGUAAAGGAAUUCGGAUGUAAAUGUAUUGAAAAAAAGAACAGAGGUGUUAACCAGAAACGUGCACAAAACAAUAACAGAGAUUGGACACAAUACAGCACAAUUUCAGUGUUGUAAAUGAUUCAAAAAGUGAACUUCAGUUCUAUUUAUAAACUGGAGGGACGGUUUUUAAUUUUUACCUCGUUCGAGCCUUUGUCUCAGCGCAGACUUUCAAGAAAAUCCCACUUGCGUUUGAUCUUUCAUUUGUUCCUGGACUCGUUGAGCCCAGACUCCCAAGGUAUGGAUGUGGGUCAUGAAAACAUGAUGAUCAGGAAGGAUCAAAGUUCAAGAUAGAGAAUGGAUCAUGUCAGAACAAUAAAUCCAGUACGACCUUCAACCUAGUUUUCCAGUUUUCGAUUGAAAUACACAUUUGCUGAACUGUCUUAACCCAGAUUUAUUUUAGUUCUACAAAAUCAUUACCAACAUUUUGAGAGGAAGAAUAAAAAGUUUGAGAAAAGUAUUCUGUAUUUAAGAUAACCCAGCUUUUUAAGGAGUUAAUGCAUUUUCAUGUUGAAUUUUUUCUUUGUUCUUUAUACAGUGUGGCAUGUUAAUUUUAUAAAGACAUGGAAAAUUUGAAAUGUUGGCAGAUUUAAGCCUUGGAAAUGUCAGCUCAAUACUUGAGGAAUUCAGGGCAAAAGAGUUUCUUCACUUUGUUUAGAACACAAGCUAGAACAUACCCAAGACGAGAGAAUAUUUUCUUUAUCAAAUUGCGUGCAGAUUUGAAUUUUAAACCGUUUCCAGAGGGAUUUGUCCUCUCUUUGGACCUCCAAGAUUCCUUUUAAAACACAUGCAAGAAAUUUGUUAAUGGUACCGAGCAGACAAAAUGGAAAUAAGAUCUCUGCAGAUUGUUCAAGUUGAAUGAUACCGAUUCAUUGUUUUCAUGCAUGGAGAAUGGCGUAAAAUAAUUAUUUUCUGAAACAUUUCAUAGUGUGGCAUUUUUAAAUGUUGGCAUCAUAAUCUAGCAGGUUUAAAUUGUUUUGUGUGUUUGUAAUAAUAGGAAGGCUGAUAAGGAUAUAUAUAUGUCUUGUGUUGUAAUCGCUCAUCUCUCAUACUGUGUUAAAAUUUGUCUCUUCCUCUGUGUUAUUUUGCAGUGCUGAAGUCCAGUCCGUCACAAGUCCCUUCAAUUCCAGCACAAGUUCCCCGAUCUUAAGCGAAGUCGCAAAACAGUUAGAUAAACUGUGACGAAAGCAUUCAUUUAUCAUUCAUAAUGACUGGUCUUGUAAGAGACUUGUGGCGGACUCGAUACAGUGCUUGUGUGAGAGUGUUGUCGGUUUCAUCUGUUGUUUAUAAGUAUUUUUAGAAGCAUAUUUUUGUAAUUCUGAUUAAAAUGUCUUCGCUUUAUUCAUAAUAAAGUGAAGUCUUACGUUGCUUUAA